AUUUUAAGUUUCCUUCGCUCUCAGCUCUUUUCUCUCUCCGAUAUAUAUAUAUAUAUAUAUAUAUAUGCUCCCAUCAAACUGCGGCUUCUCUCCUCUUUUCUCUGUGUUUCUCGCACUUUAUCUGCCAGGAUUUAUCGACAAUCUCCACUAGUUUUAUUUCAAUCUUCAUUCUCACUCUAUCGAAUGGGCAUCAUUGUUUUUUGAUGUCAAAAUAAUUAUUUUAUGAGAGUAAUAUGAAAAACGGAGUUUGCUCGUCAGAGUCAAUUAAUGGAAGUCGCGAUGUGUGGAGUUGUAAAGACUCUGAUUCAUCCUCAGCUGAUCAUCUCGUUAUCAUGGUCCACGGAAUCCUUGGGAGUGCAACGGAUUGGAAGUUUGCUGCUGAGCAGUUCGUCAGAAUGCUACCCGACAGAGUGUUCGUUCAUUGCAGCGAGCGAAAUAUGUCUAGGCUCACUUUGGAUGGUGUGGAUGUAAUGGGUGAGAGAUUGGCUGAAGAGGUCCUUGAAGUGAUUCAGAGAAGACCAAAUGUCCGUAGGAUCUCCUUUGUUGCGCAUUCUGUUGGAGGACUUGUGGCAAGGUAUGCAAUUGGGAGAUUAUAUAGACCACCCAAAAGAGAGAAAAUAGAGAAUUCAUCAACUAACAAAUGCGAAGAAGAUACAAAAGGUACACUAUGUGGCUUGGAGGCCAUGAACUUCAUCACUGUUGCUACCCCUCACCUUGGUUCCAGGGGUAAUAAGCAGGUACCUUUCCUCUUUGGCGUAACUGCCUUUGAGAAGGCUGCAAGUUGUGUUAUUCAUUGGAUAUUCAGGAGAACAGGUCGACAUCUUUUUCUUACUGAUGAAGAUGAGGGAAAACCUCCACUUCUUCGACGCAUGUUGGAAGAUUACAACGAUUGUCAUUUUCUGUCUGCACUGCGUGGCUUCAAACGUCGAGUUGUAUAUUCAAACGUGGGCUAUGACCAUAUUGUGGGUUGGAGAACAUCAUCAAUUAGACGAGAUAAUGAGUUGCCAAAGUGGGAGGAUUCUCUCAAUGAAAAAUAUCCACAUAUCGUUUAUGAAGAACACUGCAAGGGCUAUGAGGCAGUGGAAUGUGAGACUAUUUCAACUGAAGAUGAUGGUUCUGACAAGAUAGAAGAGGAGCUGGUGAAAGGUCUCUCCUGUGUUUCAUGGGAAAAAAUAGAUGUUAGCUUUCACAGCAGCAGGCAAAGGUUUGCUGCUCAUAGUGUUAUCCAGGUAAAAGAUCAAAUAAUGCAUAUAGAAGGCGCAGAUGUUAUAAACCAUAUGAUAGAUCAUUUUCUUACUUGAAUCACAAGAGGAUGCAAUUUUAUUUCCGGUUUUUAUCUGAUCAAUUCUUGUAAGGAUAUUUUGAAGUUGUGAAUCUACGGAAACAGUGAUUUAAUCCGAUUCAUUUGUAUAUUAUAUUCAUAAUAGUGUCGUAAGGAAAUAUAAACAGUUUUCACUUAUAGCUGUUGCUGUCAAAUUUUUUGGAGUGAAUUACAAAAGCAUGACUGGAGUAUGCUGAAUAUAAAAGCAGGAAUUCACUUUGAAAAUA
This is a messenger RNA of Carica papaya (papaya), 1548 nucleotides long. RefSeq names its product alpha/beta-Hydrolases superfamily protein. Gene Ontology annotation, biological process: lipid metabolic process. NCBI's taxonomy places the organism in Eukaryota, Viridiplantae, Streptophyta, Magnoliopsida, Brassicales, Caricaceae. The record is from RefSeq and is a predicted model, not a curated record.